Onthophagus taurus is the source of this 1371-nucleotide messenger RNA. NCBI's taxonomy places the organism in Eukaryota, Metazoa, Arthropoda, Insecta, Coleoptera, Scarabaeidae. The record is from RefSeq and is a predicted model, not a curated record.
AACAAAACAGGCAGAAAAGGAUUGAAUUUGCUAAAAGAUAUCUUGCAAGUGACUUUAAAUUUUGGAAAACAGUUCUGUUUACUGACAAAAAAUGAACGAGAAAAAUGAUAAUGAAGAGGAUGAGUUAUUUUAUUUCGAAUCCGACCAUUUAGCUUUAAAAGGAAACGCCGAUUAUAGCGAACUCUUAAAGAUUAUGUUCGUUUUGGAAGCACAAAGAAAACGAGCCAUCGAUGAUUAUAAAAAAGUUGUUGAUUUACAAAAAGAAUAUGAAUCAAAUCCUGUUGAGAUGAUUGAAAAAAUGCAAAGAGGUGAAAAUUUGGAUAUUCCCGAUAUGCAAGUUAUUAUUGAUGUUCCUAAAAUUAAUUGGGAAAAAUUUGAUGUUAAAGUACCUGAAAAUCUCUUGGCAAUCAUUAAUAGUAUUGAUGGGAAAGAUGGAGGUGUUAAAGCUGAGGAUUUAAAUCAUCAAAAACCAACAAAUACACAUAGCAAACCUUGGACAGUUGAAGAACAAAAACGUUUAGAAGAACUUUUAAUAACUUAUCCUCCCGAAGACAUAGAAUUAAGACGGUACAAAAAAAUAGCAGCCGCUUUAGGUACACGAACUGUUCAACAAGUUUGUAGCAGGAUUCAAAAAUAUUUUUUGAAGUUAAAAAAAGCUGGUUUACCAAUUCCAGGAAGAAUACCUAAAUUAGUAUUAAGAAAGUCCCCUAAAAUUCCACAUGGGAAUUGCAACAUAAAACCGUCCACUUUCUUCCCAGAACUAAACAUUCCAGUUACAAUGAACGAAUUAGAGGAAGUACCAGGAGCUAGUCAAAGUUCUUAUUCAAACGAACAAAUUCCCCAUAUUAACUCAUCAAAUUAUUUAUUAAGCACCGGGUAUCAACAAGAAAAACUCAUCGAAAACGUCAGAGAUGAAAACGAAAUUCAAUUAAAAAUAUUGAAACUCAUUAAAGAAGAGAAAAGGUGUGAAGAUGAUGAAGAUGCGUGUUUAUUUCAACAUGUUGGAUAUAAAUGUGAUUAUUGUGAAGAAGAACCAAUUUCGGGAAGUCGGUGGCAUUGUACAACGUGUCAAACAUCUUCAGUGGAUUAUUGCACUGAUUGUAUGUUAACUCAAAUGUAUUCAGCAACAAAACAUCCUUUAUCUCAUAAGUUUUCGAUUGUGCGCGAUGGUGAACAUAAUAUAAGUAUAGAAUAUGAUAAAAAUGAGAUUACAAGUGAGUUUGACGAUAAUGAUAAAAUGUCGGGAUUGAGUAGUGAUAUAGAUAGUGAUGAAUUGGACGAAUUUAUGAAGGAUAAACCCCCGGAAAAAAGAUCGAACGGUUUAUUUAUAGAUAAUGAUGUAGGAUAGGUGCAUUCUGGUCAUAACGUUAA